AUGCGUUCAGAACAAGAUAUCCUCGACAAAUGGGUUGACUGUGACAGCAUCGAGAUGGACCAGCUGACGGCUGCUGCAGUUAAGUUGAAGGCGCUGGUUCGACACCAGAUGCAUGUAACUCGGGAGGACACGAAACGCAGCAAUUCUGGGCUUGCCAAUGUCAUGCUGUUUGCUUGCGAUGCUUUCCGCUUCCUCAUGGGCUACGAUGAAGCGGAGACGGAGACGGACGAGGCGGUGGCCUUGAACAUGAUUGAUGACUUCGACCAGAGGUUGCAAGAGAUCGAAUCAGAGGGCCCGUGCAGUCCAGAGUUUGACAAGAACGCGCUUGAGCAAGUCAAGACUACAGAAAUGCUAUCCUUAGAACGCCAUGGACUCCUUGGACACGAAGCCUCAGAAGUGAACCUGUUCCGCUUGUACUGGUUUUGUCCGGUCGUUCAGUCCUUCAAGGGCAGACCUCCUGGAAGAAGCGCCACGGAAGGAGGUUGCUGCGGAUGGCUUCGAGCGCACAUGGUUCUUGGGGCAAUGUUUGGGCUCACAGGCUUUCUUCUGCUAAGCUUCAUGGUGCCACAGGGCGAUUCUUUCACCUUUGCUUAUUUCUGGGUAAGCAAGAAGGACAUGUGGGAGACACGGUGCCAGGUGACGAGCUCUGUCACCGCCUCGAGCCCAUGGUGCUCGGCCGACAAGGUCAUAACAAUGACCCGGAUGACUCUGUCCCCGGCGCUCCAUGGAAUACCAAGCACCAGUUUGGUGUGGGUUUGCCUGGUCAUCAAAGCCAUCAUUUUCUGCAUCUUGGGCGGCCUUUUCGGAAUUACGAUGUUCAAGACUGUGGAAGGCUUGAGGCAGGCCCAGCAUCCCAUGCAGAUCUUGCAAGUGAUACUCCUGCGAUGGUGCCAAAGCCAGAAAAUCUCAACCUGGCAGCUCCAAGCUUGGAAGAUGGCAAGGGCUUCCAUCCUUCACAACGACGUGCGCCUCAUCUUGGAUCGCUUCGAGAACGUCGUCAUCUUCACCUUAGUGGUCUGCAUGCUCUUCAUCACUGAUGCAGUGGUUCAGUAUGUCGUGUGGAGCAAACCUCCGAACAUAGGUGCAGUCUACAUCGUCCUCGUAUUUGCCCUUUCCACGAUGCUUUGCAUCAAUGCUGCCAUUGGCUGUCACCAUGCCCAGCAGUCACACCUCAAGACGCUGUCUGCGAUGAAAGAGGAGACCUCCUUCAUCCAAAACGUGAGCCCGGAUGGCGAAUACUUCCGAAAGUUUGUGGACCUCAUGGUCAAGCGGCUCUCGUCCGGAGGCGACUACCAGACGAAGCUUCUCUACAUGCCUCUGAACCCGGUCCUUCAGAAGUCAAUUCUGGCUUACUUUGCAGCUUCCCUCGCAGCCAUUGCCGGGAAAUUGUUUUUCGGUGGGUGA
Molecule: messenger RNA, 1404 nt
Organism: Symbiodinium sp. CCMP2592
Lineage: Eukaryota; Dinophyceae; Suessiales; Symbiodiniaceae
Source: the annotation of a GenBank genome assembly